Messenger RNA from Aspergillus nomiae NRRL 13137, 4098 nucleotides. RefSeq names its product actin cytoskeleton-regulatory complex protein PAN1 (gene pan1). Gene Ontology annotation, cellular component: cytoplasm; plasma membrane. The annotation marks the transcript as partial. NCBI's taxonomy places the organism in Eukaryota, Fungi, Ascomycota, Eurotiomycetes, Eurotiales, Aspergillaceae. The record is from RefSeq and is a predicted model, not a curated record. Gene Ontology annotation, biological process: endosomal transport; endocytosis. Gene Ontology annotation, molecular function: calcium ion binding; protein binding. The transcript is spliced from 4 exons.
AUGUACUCUUCGUCGAAUUCCUUCAUGGGCGGCGCCAACAGCGCUCGCCCGGGACAACCACCUUUCAUGCAGCAGCCUUCAUACUCUCAAACCCCCAACGGGCAGCAAACACCCCAGCAGCAACAACAGCAUCAAGGUCUUGCACCCCAACCUACCGGAUAUGGUUCUCAAUUGUCUGGAUUCGGAGGCUCUCAUCUGCAGCCUCAACCCACAGGGUUCUCGCCAGGGCUGUUGCAACCACAAUUCACAAGUUUUCCACAACCGCAGCAGCAACCUGGCUUCCAGACCUCCGCUCAGCCGCCCCAGUUCACGGGAUACCCCAUGCAAAGUCAAGUCCCGCAGCUCCAAGUCCCUUCGAGUACUGGCUUACCGGUCCGGCUGGCCCCUCAGACAUCAUCCGCGAUAGCGGACUCCUUCAGGGAUAACGCUGGUGCUGCUCCGCCCCCGCCCCCCAAAACUCCAGGGAGCAAAAUUCCCAGCAUCCGACUCUCGUUUAUAACAGCACAAGACCAGGCUAAAUUCGAACAGCUGUUUAAAUCAGCAGUCGGAGAGAGUCAGACGAUGAGUGGAGAAAAGGCCAAAGACCUACUUCUGCGGUCAAGGCUUCCAGGAAGUGAUCUGUCGAAGAUAUGGGUCUUGUCAGACACCACAAAGUCGGGCCAACUGUUUUUUCCGGAGUUUGCUUUGGCUAUGUAUCUGUGCAACAUACGGAUUACAGGCAGAGAUCUGCCAGAUGCGCUCCCCGAGAAGAUAAAGAAUGAAGUUUCUAGUAUGGUAGAUAUCAUUUCCUUUCAGGUCCCUGACACGCAGCCAGAGACGGCUAUCCCCACGAAUGUUCCAAACUUCGAUGCGCCGUUACUGGAGAACAAAUCUGCUCCUCCAGCUCCUCAGCAACCGCAACCUCAACAGCCGACCAAUUCUCAGCUUCUCACGCAGCUCGCAGCGCAGCCAACGGGAUUUCACACUCAGCCGACUGGCAUUCAAUCUACUCAGGCUUCUUUUCCUGGCCAAAGCUCAAUUCUACUUCCGCAAGCCACGGCCUUCCCCGGGCAGUCCCAGCAACAGUUUCUACAAGCUCAACCAACAGGACUGAUGUCUAAUCCCCAGCCUACAGGCUAUAGUGGACCCCGUCCCCCGGUGCCGCCGAUACCCACGAGCCUCGGGCCCAACCUCAGUCCCGCACAAACCGGUGGGGUUUCUGGUUUGAUCGCCCAGCCUACUGGGGCUCCCGGCCAGUGGGGCUUUGUCAAUGCUCCGUCAUCUGGAUUGCCCAAUAUAGAAGCCCUUAAACAGCAACUAAUGCCCCAACCGGGCCGUGAGGGUGGAUAUUCAGCCGCUGGUCUUUCCGGAAAUGCUCACAUUCCGUGGGCGAUCACCAAAGAGGAGAAAAAGAUCUAUGAUGAUCUCUUUCGGGCAUGGGAUGGAUUUCAUAAGGGCUUCAUUGGCGGUGAUACUGCUAUCGAAAUCAUGGGGCAAAGUGGGCUGGAUCGUAAAGAUCUCGAGCGUAUCUGGACACUGGCGGAUCCCCACAACAGAGGCCGGCUCAACAUGGAUGAAUUCGCUGUGGCGAUGCAUCUAAUAUACAGGAAGCUGAAUGGAUAUCCGGUUCCGAAUCGCCUCCCACCGGAGCUAGUGCCACCAUCAACAAGGAAUCUCAAUGACUCGAUAGGCACAAUCAAAUCGAUGCUCUCUCAAGAUGCGGAAAGUCGAAAAGCGUCCGGUGCUUUUCUACAGCCGCAAAAAACGGGUGUAAGUUAUCUCAAAGAUCACUCAUUCCGUGGUGGUAGUGGAGUGUCUCCCGGGUCGGGCCGCAAAGACGCCACUUUGUUUAAGAAUAAUGACGAAGCUGCUGCUGGGUAUCGUUCUAGCGCCCGUCGCCGUGUUGGAAACAAUGGUAGGACGCCGUCACCUGCUGCUUCGCAAGCAUCUGAAGAGGAGUUGUCCGUUGGGCAGCUGAGGAAGAAGAUACGCGAGACACAAAUCAUGUUGGAAGCAGUCGACUUUCAGGACGAGAAUCGCGCCGAAGAAGAAGAGGCUCUGGACCGUAGAGAUCGUCGGGAAGCAGAGAGCCUUAUGGAUCGAAUCCGGCGUGUUCAGGAUGACAUUGACACACACCCGGAUGCGGCCUUCCGCAACCUUGACAACGGUGCCGAGCGAAGGUCCCUACGCCGUCAGCUGCAAUCUUAUGAGGACCAAGUUCCUCAAGUAGCUUCAGAUGUUCGACGGGUUGAGCGUGAUAUUGCUGAGGCUAAACUCGAGCUUUUCCGCCUGAAGGACGCAAAGGAUCACCCCAAUAGUGCGUCGAAUAUCGUGGGAACUGGUCCAGGAGGUGCUGUGACAGAGGCGGAUCGUAUCAAGGCUCGUGCUCGCGCUAGAAUGCAAGCUCGUGCAGCCGAGCUUGCCGGUAGGCCGAUCCCGUCCUCUCAAAAUGAUGAUGGUGCCGCAACUCGACGAGUUGAAGUCGAAAGCGCCAAAAUUAAGGCAGAUAGAGAAAAGAAUGAUGCCAUGACUCGUGAUGUGGAGGACAGUGUAAAAGACUUUGCUCGAAGUCUCGAGGAUACUCUGAAGGAUGCGAGUGAAAAUUCCACGCGUGAGCAUGAAAGGCGGCGGUGGGAAGAUGCUUUGGGGGUAGAGGAUGUGAUUCGAGACUUUAUUUACGACCUAAAGCGUAAUAGCCGAACCGCAUACAUUCGGAAAGAGGAGGUAUCGCGAUCCAUGCAUGAGGAGCGCGAGCGUCCACGAUACGAUGAAGCGCCCGCUACCCGGCCUUCUCCCCCCCGGUCCACUGGCUCCACGGGCUCAUUGCCUGGUUCUACCCACGAGGAUCGUGUUACCGCUGCAAGGGAACGUGCGCAGAAGCGCAUUGCUGAACGAAUGGCAGCUGCUGGUCUCAAGCCUCACAAUAACACUGCAGAAACCCUCCUUCAGCGUCAGGAACGCGAAAAAAAGGAGCGCGAGGAACGGUUGAAGCAAGCGGAAGAAGAAGAUACUAGACGCGAGCAAGAAAGACAGCGUCGACUGGCCGAAGAGCAGGGUGGUUCAAUGGCGCAACCUGUUAAACCGACGUCCAAGAAACCCCCGCCGGCACCACCUUCGAGACGUGGCCGUACUGACAGCGCGGGACAGGCGGAGGCUAAAAAGGCUGCAGAAGAAUUGGCAAGAGUAGAACAGACUGCCCGGGCACAAACAAUCCGCGAAGAAGAAGAGGCACAAGGGGAGAGGAGACGCCUUGAAGAUGAUGCUAGGAAACGUGAAGAGGAGUUCCAGAGAGAGAGGGAGGCACAAGAAGCCCGCCUCCAAGCACUCCAAGAACAGGAAGCCAAGCUUACUGCUCAACGUGCGGAGCUUGAAAUGGCUAAAGAACGGGAAAGGCAGCUUCAAUUGGAGCUGGAAGCCCUAGAUGAGGAAAGCUCCUCAGAUGAAGAAGGUCCAGAGAAUAUCACUCCCCAGCAUAGCACCCCUGCGCAGAGUCAAAUUCUUCCUGGAGUCGACAUUGCAGUGCCUGUUGCCCCCUCGGCUCCAGUACCUCCCGUUCCUGGACCAGAGUCGGACGGACCGGCCAGUGCUACGAGUUCUCCAACCAGCGAACGCACCGGAUUAGCCCACCUCCCUCUAGAGACUGAAUCGAAGAACCCUUAUUUCAAGAAGAUCAGUCUGCCCACCGAGAGCCAAGUUGCCACAUCACAACCCGCUCUUGGUGUCCCUGUAACUUCCCCCAAGGCCGACGUUCAGUCAACUAACCCUUUCCAUCGGCUUGCACAGCAGCAAGAGAACGCGAAGCCUGCAUUCACAACAGCGGGUCCGAUAGAACGUGUGUCCCGUGCACGCCCCGAGACGGAUGACGAUUGGUCUGCAGCAGGAUCAGACUUCGACUCAUCAUCUGAUGAUGAUGACGAUGGGCGGCCUGGCGGUGGAAGUGCGAAGCAGCUCGCAAGCAUCCUAUUCGGUACUAUGGCUCCACCGCGGCCUUUGAGUGCUAUGGACGACAAAUCUCCUUCGAAGCCAUCUACUCCUACGCCAGGUACUCCAGUAGCCGCUCCUGCAGCACCCGAGACAGAUGGAACUUUGUCUAUUCCCUCUGCUGCUCCCCCACCUCCA